UGAGAAAACAAUGAAAUUGUGAAAUAAAUUACAGACAACGACGUGUAGUUUGUCCUUUCUUUGAACUUUAUUUCAAAUCGUGAAUUUAAUUUUGAAUUGAAUUUUUAAAUAUUUGUGUGAAGGUGUAAAAAGUAGAAAUCAAAAAGAUGCCAGUCGAUUUGGAAGAAUUUAUUAAUGGAAUUGCGCUUUUGGCAGAUAAUCGUAAUAUGCGUGUUACGUUAAAGCAAAGUGGUAAAGGUGCAGCUGUUUGUGGUGCAAUGUGCUUUAUUGGCGGUUUAAUUGGUGGCCCUGUUGGUCUUGCUGUCGGAGGCACAGUAGGUGGUGUAACUGCAUACAAAAUGUCUAGCAAUUUCCGAACCGUCGGUGAUAUCAUUCAGAACGAAUUAACGCAAGAGGAGAAGUGGCGUUUACAAGAACACAUUGUCAAUUCCGUGCGACAAAUUCAUCCGACCGAUAUCGCAAUGCUGUUACCAUUGAUUAUGAACACACCAUCGUUACAGGAAGCAGUUUUAAAGACAGUCGUCACAUUUAUUACAAACGAAAUGCGCUAUACGAUCGCCAAUUGAUUUGUGUAACCUUUGAUCGCAUCGCACUCCAAUCUUUAUUAAGAGCCAUAUCGUUAUAAUUUGUUUUACUUUUCCUCAAAUCUAAUUCGCGAGUAGGAUUUUAUACAAUUAGUGAUUAUGACAGAAUUUUAGAUCGAUUUAAAUGGGCACGAUUUCGCAUUGAUUUUUAACGAAAUUGUGAUAGUUGUAGAUAAUAUUUGUACUUUUUUAUGUGUGAAAAGAUGUAAAUGCAAAUUGGAUGAAAAUUUUUUUUAGAAAAUAAAUUAUACAAAAGAAAACCUUGCACAAUACAUUUUCGAAUUUGAUUGAAGGGGUUAUGCAUCACAGCAGUG
Messenger RNA from Contarinia nasturtii (swede midge), 898 nucleotides. RefSeq names its product protein C19orf12-like. NCBI's taxonomy places the organism in Eukaryota, Metazoa, Arthropoda, Insecta, Diptera, Cecidomyiidae. The record is from RefSeq and is a predicted model, not a curated record. Bases 147 to 566 code for a protein of 139 amino acids. The transcript is spliced from 2 exons.